CUCAUCCAAUUCAAUCAACAGAGAGAGCUGCACAGUAGGAACAAGAAGGCGAUGGAGUUCAUAGCCAAAGGAUGGAGUGCUCUCAAGGAAGUUGAUAGAGUCAUCGAUUACUGUGAGCUCAAUGAUCGUCGUCUCAUUCCUCUCCUUAGGGCAGCUAAGGAAAACUUUGAGUUGGCUCUAGAGACUGACAACUCAAAUACCCAUGCCAGAUUUUGGUUGUCCAAAUUGCAUUUGAAAUAUCAUGUCCCAGGGGCAUGUAAAGCUGUAGGGGCUGCUUUGUUAGUUGAAGCUGCAGAUAUGGGUGAUGCAGAUGCACAGUAUGAAUUGGGCUGUCGACUGAGAGUUGAGAAUGAUUAUGUCCAAUCAGAUCAACAAGCUUUCUAUUAUUUGGAAAAGGCUGUUGAUCAGAUGCAUCCUGGUGCUCUUUACCUUCUUGGUGCUGUAUAUUUAACUGGGGACUGUGUGAAGAAAGACGUUGCCUCAGCAUUAUGGUGUUUCCAUAGGGCAUCAGAGAAGGGACAUACCGGUGCAGCUAUUGCAUAUGGAUCCCUUCUUCUAAGAGGUGUACAGGUCCCAGAAUCUCUUACGAAAUUCAGUGCUAAGAGGGGCUCCUCUGCCAAAACAAGGAAGAACAAAGAAAGCCCCAUGAUGAAUCCAGUAGAGAUGGCCAGACAACAGUUCCAAAUUGCAGCAAAAGCUGGAUGUGAUCUUGGCCUUAGAUGGUUGGAUAGACUUGAGGAGGAAGAGAAACGUCUACUCACUAAAUAACGUAUGUCUAGACAUAAUUAGUUCUGUGGCACAACUAAACUGACAUGAGUACCAACGAAAGGUAUGGGCUCAAGAUCAACCAACGAAGAAAGUCAGUGUUCCGCUGAAACUCCACCAUACUUCUUGUCUAUAAUGGUUAUUUGUCAGCAAGAUAUUUCUAUAAUGUAACAUGUUGUAUGAUCUUGAAAUAUCUUCAAAUAAGAUUGGGAAUUGCUCCAUGUGCCAAAAAAUUCGACUUUGUGAAAUUUGGAUUUACUGUGCCAAGUGAUUGGGGGUAUGUAUUGUUGGGUAAGGGUACUUGAGUUAGCUGAAGAAAAAAAAGGAUCCCCGCCAAUUGAGGGAAAGGA
Messenger RNA from Quercus lobata, 1115 nucleotides. RefSeq lists its product as uncharacterized. The record is from RefSeq and is a predicted model, not a curated record. Gene Ontology annotation, molecular function: protein binding. NCBI's taxonomy places the organism in Eukaryota, Viridiplantae, Streptophyta, Magnoliopsida, Fagales, Fagaceae. The coding region runs from base 52 to 768 and encodes 238 amino acids. The transcript is spliced from 8 exons.